CCAAGCAAGACCUCGAGGUGUCAAAUUCUCUCUUGAGCAAAGCGCAAUCUGCAGAAGCUAUCUGAUCCUAUAACAUUUUCAUCACUGGAGCCUACAUAUUCUAUUGGCUUCCAUCAAAAACUUGGUUGAUCAAACCAAGCUUCACGUUCAUCCGAUUCAAGAUUACAUCUGGCGAGCGCCCCCAGAUUCCUUGAUCUUGGCCAUCUCGAUAUCGAUCUUCCCCCCACAGUCCAGCUAGUGGGUGCCCGCCCCGCUCGCCAGCAAUCACCAGGUCUGAUUUUGACGACGUCAAUUCAAAAUGCCCGACGGGCAUUCGAAUUCUCCAUCAGUUCACGGCGGAGGGUACAACGACGGGAUCGUCGAUGCUUCUGGUUAUGGCGAACAUGACAACAUGCCGCCCAUCGGUGGCGAAGGCCCUAAUCCCCGAAAACGCGCUCGUAAGGAGGCCAGUAAACCUGAAGAUGGCGGCGACAAGAAGCGAGGGAGAGGUCGGCCGCGGCUAAACGCCAACGACGAGACGGCUGCCGAGCGCCGAAGGACCCAAAUACGUCUCGCGCAGCGUGCCUACCGUAACCGCAAGGAAACGACAAUCUCAUCCCUGGAGCAGCAGGUCCGUGAUCUCGUGGAUACCAACGACGAGAUGAGCAAUGCUUUCGCAGCCUUGCAGAAGUUUGCUGCCUCUAGGGGCUUGUUCGAGCAGGUCCCUGAACUCGGCGCUCAAUUGCAGUCCGCCGCGGAGAAAUUCCAGGCCCUUAGCCAGAAGUCCUCCAAUCCCGGGCACCACGAUGACGGUUCUAGGGGUCGGCCGGGAAGCGGUUCCAGCUCUCCAGAUGCCUUGUUUGCCAGUCCUCAGCAGCCUGCAUCUCGAAAAGACGAGUACACAUAUAGCGGUACGGAUGUUGUGCGCGACGCCAUCACGCAACAUGGUCUCGCCACACCCCUCCCGUACCGUUCUUCCCCAGAGAGGCACAGUCCUGGCAUGCAACGGCGACAACAGACCGUCACUGCGCCUGAAAAUCCUGUCGACGCCUCCGGGUUGGAGGUCAUCACUCAGCCGACUUAUGAAAAUGCCAGCUUUCCCGUCCAAUUCACCGACGACGAACUCAACGCCCUACUCGCGCACAAUCCCUCCCCGUUGGGAACCGCGCCAUCUCCACCGCGAACUUAUUCUCCUGCAGAAAACACCUUUGGCCGUCGCCUGCAGCGCUUCGCUCUUGAGUGCGGGUUGAAGUUGAUAUCGCUGCCCAACCCGCCACCCCUCCCACUGGUUCGCGUAUUUGGUUUCUGUCUUCCUUUCGAAUCGCCAGACAUGAUACGUGACCGCCUACAGCGGUCACUCCUGCGACAGGACAGGGAAAGCCUAAACUUUUGGGAGUUUCCCUUUCACAACCUCGGUGGAGCGGGAACCCACUUCCAGCCAAUGCCUGGGACAUUGGUAGGCAACCAAGGGACCGUCGAUUUGAUGCGAAACAGUAUUGGCGGUGGGUUCCCAAUUGGUCCGCCUACAGUGACUGUUGCCGAGAGUGGGCAGAGGCUGGAUAAAAAACAGAGGAUCUCGGUUCCGGGCUAUGAGGGGGAUUUCUAUGAUGCCGAGGAGGUCGAGAUUUAUCUCCGUCAAAAGGGGGUGCACAUCUUGCCUAGGCAGGAUGUUAUCACUGCCGAGAUUGACUUUUCAGUGUUUGAGGACAAGAAAUCAACGACUCAGCAGCCACAGCCUCGACAGCAGCCACCGCAGCAGCAAUAUCAACAGCCACAGCAACAAUAUCAACAGCCUCAAGCAGCUUAUGGUCUGCCACAACCAUCUGCCGGUAUAUAUCCAGGAGUCUUUAUGGGAAUGCCAGAGCUUCCCAACAUGGGCCACUUCUUACCGACACAUUCUGUCGUGGAAGAACACGUACAGGGUCUUCCAGUGCUGGCUCAACAAUCUCCUGUGCUAGUUGGGCACAUGAAUCCUGGCAUGGUUGUUAGUCCGACUGGCAGCCACGAAACCGUCAGUGGCAGUACCGGUUACAUACUGCCUGACCAGUAUCCGACGCCCGCGAACAUGAGAGCGCCCAUUUCCUACACGACAGCAACAUACCAAGACCCGAACGUCCCCCCUUUUACGGCUCAGAUGCCUCAAUUCCAUACGAGUCGACCAUCAAGGACGAUGAUUAGCUUGGAUGUCAAUAUGUUUAUCAAGAAACUGACAGAGACAACCACUUGUCUUGGCAGAUCGCCCGGCUUUAGGCUGGAAAACGUACACAAGGCGUUUAUGGCCGCCAUCAUGAGAUGAGGUUUUGAAUUAUGUUGACGAAAUCAUGUAUGAAAUGAACAAAAGAGCAUUAUACCCGAUAUAUACAUGUCUAUUUAAUGAUUUAGUAUAAGAUUAAAGCUCAGGCUUAUGGCCGUCUACUCAAUGAGCUCUUUACCACGUUCAAUGACAUGGUCAGAAUGUGCCAUCCCA
Messenger RNA from Pyricularia oryzae 70-15, 2446 nucleotides. RefSeq lists its product as uncharacterized. Gene Ontology annotation, biological process: regulation of DNA-templated transcription. The transcript has 3 exons. Gene Ontology annotation, molecular function: DNA-binding transcription factor activity. The record is from RefSeq and is a predicted model, not a curated record. NCBI's taxonomy places the organism in Eukaryota, Fungi, Ascomycota, Sordariomycetes, Magnaporthales, Pyriculariaceae. The coding region runs from base 299 to 2275 and encodes 658 amino acids.